AUGGACCUGAAAGUCAAUAUGGAACAUGACAGUUCAUGGAAAGACUCGUCCUUGGCAUGCCAGGGUGACCAAAGGAUGGCAGAUGGUCAAGCUGACCUGCUGUCCAAAGCAUUUAGCCAGGAAUAUAAUGAUGCUAGUCUGAGUAACACAGCACCAGACGAGAGCCACAGAAGUGGAGAUCUCUCGGACUGUAUCAACAAACAGAUUGCUGAGGGAUUACCAGACAGAGUUAUGAGAGAUGGCAACGCAACUAACAUCACCAAAGCAGAGGUAUUAUCUACUGCACAACAUGAGGGGAACUGUCAAGAGUGGACAAAUCAGGCUAAACAUAUGCAGACCAAAACCCAGGAACCAUCGCGUAUGAACAACAAUGAGGAACCAUACACAGAGGAUAUAUUUCAAACAAGUUCUACAGACAUGAACAAUCCAAUCUCUACUAUAGCAGUCUCAGAUCAGGCAGAUCAGGCCAUGUCUACUUUUAAAAGCAAUCUGGUUAUACCGAAUGGAGACUUUGGCACAAAUACAAAGUGCACACACUCAGACAAUAAUACGGUCCAACAAAAAGAGGAAUUCUGGAGCUCCUUAAGUCCAGACACAUGUAAUGGAUGUCAUGUGGAAUCAGACAGGCAAUCCAGUUCAGAAACUGGAGAUACAUUCCUCAAAGUCAAGUCAGAUCGAGCGUUAUUACAAUUAGAGCCAACAACUCCAGACAGUCUCAAUGAAACACAAAAAUGGAGCAGAACCAAUGAUGUACAAGAAUUGAGUAAGCUAGAAAUGAAGAAGAAUGGUGGACAAGAUAGAGGGACAAUGCUAAAAGAUGAGAGUGAUAACCCGGUACAAAUACAGGGAGAAAACAAAGAAAGAGCGAUGAAGGAAGAGAAAAAUGAUAUAUUACAAGAAGACAGCAAUUCGGAGUCCUUAGGUAUUCCCUCUGCCCCUGGGAACAUAGAAGAGCCACCAAACACGGAAAAUGCUUCGAGGCGUACCAGAAGAGUUACCUUCUCUCCGGGCCUAAAGUUAGAGAAACCUCCUCACCUACCGUCCAUCUUUAGUGGACUGAAAGGGUUUAAAAAAGAAACGCAUGACCAGCAGAAAAAAGCAUUAACCCUUGAACAACCAAAGAGUCCUGUCCUGAUGAAACGGGCCUCUGUUAAACGGGCACUAUUCUCUGAGAAACAUCCCAAAGUUGAGGCUAAAGGGAGCAUCCUUGAGCAGCUCUCUCAACUCCUGAGCUUUGAUUCUGCCAAAGUAGGAGCAAAAAAAACACAGGAACCCAUAGCAAGUCCUCCACUGUCACCUAGCAGCGAGACCCCAGUAGCAGAAAUGCCUCCCGUAGAGGAAAGUGUGGAAGGUCCUGAUGUUGCUUCACCAGUGGAAAGUGGCAAAUUAACAAAUACAGAGACAGCUCUCAAUGCUUUCAAAGCUUUCUUUACCCCUAAACCAGCUAAGAGGGACACUUCAGACCAUAUCGACCUGGAUGCUGUAAAGAGGGCAUUCAACCCAGAGACAAUCCGAGCUAUCUUUGACAGAAAUUCUAGCAAGUCUCCAGACAACAAGACCAUCUUUGAAAAAUCUCCUGAGAGCGAGGAGAGGACACCGGGGCGUUUGCAGGCUGUAUGGCCCCCUCCAAAGCCAAUAGACAAGGAGGAGAAAAUUGGGUUAAAAUACACAGAGGCUGAACAUCAGGCAGCUCUUCUACAUCUUAAAAGAGAGUGCAAAGAAGAGGUGGAGGCAUUAGAGGCUGACUUUAAGCUCCAGCUCUACCACCUCAGAGAGGAGAAUGAGGAAUCUGUGUCCAGACUGCAAGCAGCAAUUGCGGAUUUGAAAAAUGCUGCUAAGUGCUCGCAUGGUGAACUCAGAGAUGUGGCUGUGUCAACAGAAGACAACUUCAGACCUCGCAUUUUUCGCACUGUGUGCAUCCAGACAGACCGAGAGACUUUUAUUAAGCCUGUGGAGAAGCCAGAGUUUAACAAAGACCUUCUCCCUCAAUCAAAUGUGCCUAAAAAGCUUGAUCUUGCAUCAAUUAGCCAUAGCCUUUCCGGCAAACAGGAGCCUGCUUUGACUCCAUUGCCGCCGCCGCCACCGCCACCGUCUGUUCAGUCAGGAUUUGAUAGUGGAACAACUUCAAAGCCUUCACCAUCACUGCCUGGUCCUUCAGAGUGUUCUUCAAAACCUGCUCAGACAGACAAGUGCCCACCAGUCAUACAAGCCAAUGGUCCACCUCCUCCACCACCACUUCCACCAACAAUCAGAGCUGAUCUUUGUCCUCCACCACCCCUACCAGGCCCUGUGCCCUCCCCUCCUACUGGAGGUGGAUUAUUCCUCUGUAGAGCUGAGGAGAGGCCGCAACGAAAGGCAAGAGUGGAACCCAUCUGCCCAAUGAAGCCACUCUACUGGACACGGAUACAGAUUCAAAACAGCAGAAAUGAUACCCUGUGGAGCUUGCUGAAGGAGCCGGCCAUAAUAAAUACUAAUGAGUUUGCUGAGUUGUUUGCUAAAAUGGCUUCACCCGCCAAAAGGAAACCCCUAUCUGAGGCCUACGAGAAGACGGACAAAGCCAAGAAGAUCAUUAAGGUGCUGGACAGCAAGCGUUCUCAAGCUGUUGGCAUCUUAAUCUCAAGUCUCCACCUAGAGAUGAAGGACAUACAGCAGGCAAUUUUGAUGAUGGACAACUCUGUGGUUGAUCUGGAUGCUAUUGAAGCCCUGUAUGAAAAUAGAGCUCAGCCUGAAGAGUUGACGAGAAUAAGAAAACACUAUGAAACUUCAGAUGAAGAGCAUGUCAGACUGCUGGACAAGCCUGAACAGUUCCUGUAUGAACUCUCUCUGAUCCCCCAGUUCUCUCUGAGAGCACGCUGUAUCAUUCUUCAGUCAACGUUCACUGACGCUGUUGCGUCUAUCCAGCGCAAAACAAACAUGGUUCUCCAAGUGUGCAAGGGUCUACUGGAGAGAGACAGUGUGAGAGAGGUGCUGGGGCUGGUCCUUGCCUUCGGGAACUACAUGAAUGGCGGGAGCAGAAACCGAGGCCAGGCAGAUGGCUUUGACCUCGAGAUUCUCCCCAAGCUCAAAGACGUUAAGAGCAGGGAUAACCGCAUAAGUUUGGUGGAUUAUGUAGUGUCUUACUAUCUACGCAAUCUUGAUAAGAAUGCUGGGACUGAAAACUGUGUGUUUCCAUUGCCUGAGCCUCAGGAUGUCUUCCUUGCUUCCCAAGUUAAGUUUGAAGACCUUUCCAAAGAGCUCCGUAAGCUGGGCAAAGACCUUGAAGGUUGUGAGAAGGACGUCCAAAGAGUGUGGUUAACAUCAUCUCAAGAAUACAUCUACCCCUUCAAGGAGAAAAUGGAAGCUUUCAUCUCCAGCGCCCAAAAAGAACAAAUAGCAACUGAACAUCAUCUCAUAUCUGCCCAAAAAAGCUUCCAUGACCUGGUGCAGUAUUUUGGGAUCAAGCCCCGUUCUGGCGAGCAGGAUGUCCUACCAGGCCAUGUUUUUAUGCUCUGGUUUGAAUUCUGCAAUGACUUCAAGACCAGAUGGAAAAAGGAGAACAAGGCCAUCUCCAAUGAGAGGCUGAGAGAAGCCCAGCAGUCAGUGCGCAACCUCACCGCAGACAAAAAAGUGGAGACCAGGCAGGUCCAUGCUAACGGCCUGAAGGAAAGACUGCGUCAAAAAGAAGCAAGCCUCUCCAGCACCUGAGACAACAGACCCGCCACACUGACAGUAUACUUUAUAUGAUUUAUCAAUUCAAGCCCGUUUUUUUUUACUUUAUUUUCAUUUUGUAUCUGCAUGCGAUGUUGGCUCGUUCCUGCAUAAGAAUCAGAUCUUGAAGAGAUGCAGCAAUGCAUAGUUCUGUGUUCUUUCUGCUUGAGCACACCUGGUUGAAUGUGAUGAUUUAACAUCAGAUUUGAAUCAGUCCGAUUCAAUUUUAUUUUCGCAGCGCUUGGAACAAUAGACAUUGAAACAAAUCAGCUUUAUAGAAAUUUAGAUUUAGAUCCCUGAUGAGCAAGCAGGACGUGACUGUGGCAGAGGAAAAACUCCCUGAGACAAGAUAACGGUUCUCCCUUACCUCGAGAGGAACCAGACUCAAAGGGAACCCGUUCUCUUCUUCGUGACUCUGGAUAGUGGAAUUAUAAAUCAUGAUACCUGAAUAUUAUAAAGUCAAACAGUACUAAGAGUCAUGGAAGGAGUUUCAGUAUGAGAUUACGGUUACAGCAUCAGUUCUGUAACCGAGCCUGGGAACCGAAGCCAAGUGGGUUUAGUUUUAUUAAAUACUGAGAAAUUGUCCAAUAUCCGCAGCUUCUGUGUAUUUAAAUAAAAACACCAGUUUGUAAACCCCACGACACUGUCGCCAGGAACUUUCCCCAGUCUCACUCGAUCAGAUUCCCCACAAAACACCCACAAAUUGCUACAGACAACAAAAUACGUCUUUAUUUUGUACGUUGAGUAUAUUGUAUUUCUGAUGGAUAAAACACUGAAAUACAAUCACAGUAUAAAACGUGAAAGUCCCGUGAUACUGUACAUAAAGUAAACAUUUGGAAAUGGACAUUUGGUUUGUAACUUAUUGAUUUCGUAAUCUUUUUUUUAUGUUAAAGACGCUGUUUGGAAAGGACGAAUCAGAUUUUAGUAGCAACGAGAGGCGGCGUAGUUCAGAAGUCCAAAUACAAAACUGAAGGCAAUAAAUAUCCAUAUUAAUUUCGAAAUUCAAAAUACAGUUGUUUGUUUUUCAGCAUUCAGAUUUAUUA
Messenger RNA from Ictalurus furcatus (blue catfish), 4730 nucleotides. RefSeq names its product formin 1 (gene fmn1). Gene Ontology annotation, biological process: actin filament network formation; cortical actin cytoskeleton organization; actin nucleation. Lineage: Eukaryota; Metazoa; Chordata; Actinopteri; Siluriformes; Ictaluridae. Gene Ontology annotation, molecular function: actin filament binding; microtubule binding. Gene Ontology annotation, cellular component: cytoplasm; actin filament; cytoskeleton. The record is from RefSeq and is a predicted model, not a curated record. Bases 1 to 3684 code for a protein of 1227 amino acids. The transcript is spliced from 17 exons.